GCUUUUUCUAAUCUAUUUAACAAAAAUUUUAUUCGUUUUCACUUCAGAGAGUGCAAAAUUGAUCUAUGAUCCAUUUACUCUAUCUCAAGUCUUAAGUCCCAACCACGUCCUACUUCGGCUCGAGAACAGCAUUGGUACCAGAUAAACAAGGCCUCACCAAACAUAGUCAAUCCAUCUGACCACAAGAUACAGUCUAAGCAUUAGAGAUGUGCUUCCGUGACUCCCGCAAUAGCUCUAUCUCGGCCUGGGAAGCUCCACAGCCGCAUUACGGCUACAACCCAAACUUUAGCUACACCGACCACAAGAAGCAGCUGAAGAGAAUUCGCAGAAUUAGGUAUGGAUAUGGGAACAGUUACUCAUAUGGAGGCAGUUGGGGCGGCUUUGGUGGUGGCGGAGGUGGUGUAAUUGGUGGUGGUGGAGAGGAGGAGGAGGAGGAGGAGGAGGAGGAGGAGGAGGUUGUUAGUGGUAAGGGACUUAAAGUGAGAAACAUACCUACCCUUGAACCCAGAAUGCUCCGAAGCACCAUUGUCUGCGCAGGCGCUCAAACAGUAUAUGCAAUGCAAGUCAAGUCAAGUCAACCCAUGACGCCAAAUACCAAUGCGUUGUCGUGA
Messenger RNA from Aspergillus nidulans FGSC A4, 611 nucleotides. RefSeq lists its product as uncharacterized. NCBI's taxonomy places the organism in Eukaryota, Fungi, Ascomycota, Eurotiomycetes, Eurotiales, Aspergillaceae. Bases 207 to 611 code for a protein of 134 amino acids. The record is from RefSeq and is a predicted model, not a curated record. The transcript is spliced from 3 exons.